This is a messenger RNA of Phascolarctos cinereus (koala), 726 nucleotides long. The record is from RefSeq and is a predicted model, not a curated record. NCBI's taxonomy places the organism in Eukaryota, Metazoa, Chordata, Mammalia, Diprotodontia, Phascolarctidae.
AUGCCUUUCAACCUCUCCUUAGAUGGCUGCCUGCAAAAUCCUGCAAACUGCAAGCCCCAAAGUAGGCCCACUUCAAGCAACAGAGUAGGGGGAAGGAGGGGGAAGGACAAUUAUCCAGUUCAAACCAAAAUCCCCUUGAAGAUUCUGAAACUCAGAGAAAAAUUCAACUGUGGCCACCUGUGCAGCUGGGGUGGUUGCAGAUUUCCAUGCAGCCACACUGCUAAUGGAGUAUUGGGAAGAAACAAUACUCAACUCACAAAUGAAAAGCACUCAGAUGAGAAAUCUGUUAAGGGCAUCGUUAUAAAUUCAGUAUCCGAAUUCAAUAUUGCCGACGCGCCAUCCAAGGAAGCCCCCAAUGAGAAAAAACUGUCAGCAUCCAGCACAUCACUGUCUUCUCCUGAAGAGUGCCAAACCAAAUUCUCAUACCUCCAAAACGAUACAUCAUUUCAUCAGAGAGACAAUGAUGAUGAAUGUGCCUCACUUAUCCUCACCUGUCUGUUUUGCCAGUUUUUGGAUUGUCUUCUAAUGCUGCCUGAUACUUGUGAAACUGUGUGCAUAAAUACGUGCUGCCCAUCACAUCGAUACUAUCAUGCCUCUGAUGAGAAUCACCCCAGAAAUGACUGCAAUUGCAAUUGUGAUGUUGACUGCAGCCUGUUUGAAUCUUGCCAUGAGACAAGCGAAUGCUUGGAGCUGGCCAUGGAGAUUUCAGAAAUCUGUUACCGCUAA